Molecule: messenger RNA, 2184 nt
Organism: Melanaphis sacchari
Lineage: Eukaryota; Metazoa; Arthropoda; Insecta; Hemiptera; Aphididae
Product: EF-hand domain-containing family member C2-like
Exons: 11
Coding region: 1-2184 (727 amino acids)
Source: RefSeq, a predicted model, not a curated record
AUGGACCAAUGCGAUAGGCCGCUAUUACCAAAAAUACCUGGUAUCUAUCAGUCGUACUUGGAAAUUAAAGAUAAAUAUCCAAUAGGGAGUGAUUUAGAAUGCAUCGACAACGUGAGAUUCAUAAAGUCGAUAGAAAAAAAAAAAGAACCCUUGUUCUGUGAUGCAGACGUAGCCAUGGUGAUGUUAGCCAAAGGCCACAACGUCAUCAACAUGCGCAACUGGUUGGCGUUUGACGAUAAAGAGGUUCUCACUUUUUACGCAUUUUACAAAAAGUCGGGACGCGGAAGCUCCGGAGGAUUAGAUUACAUGCUAAAAAAGCUGAAGAUCAUUUAUUUUUUGGUGGACGAAACAAUUCAAGUAAACGAACCGACGAAACCAAACAGCGGCUAUCCACAAGGUUGUUUCAUAAAAAAACAAAAAAUACCGUUACCUGGCUGUGAUCAAGAAACUGGGCCCUAUUACAGGCUACCCGAUUUGGUCGUCGGCACUACAGUGAUAUUUUAUGGAAAAGAGUUAAGAAUCACAGGUGUCGACACAUUUACUAGAGACUUCCUGCACACGAUGGGAGUUCCUGCGAAAGACAACGAACAGAUUCCCGAAGAUCCAUAUUUUGAGUACAGGAAAAAAACCGAUCUGGAUAUAACGUUAAAAAAUAAACCGAAUUUAACUCGGAACCCACCUCCUAAUGGCUACGACAAUCUGAUCUUGCGAUUUAGGGGCUAUUGGGACGACCGUAAUCAAAUUGAAGGCGAACUGCAUUUCUACGAAGUUCUUUAUUACCUUGCCGACGACACGAUGGAGUUAGUUGAAGAAAUCAUUGAUGAAACCAAAGUCACUGGGAUACGUCACAAAAUGAUUGUGAGAAGACAACGGUUACCGACAGAAGGCCCGUGGUGUUUACAACCUGGCUACAAUGUCAAACAAGACAUACUGAAUGUUAUGUCGACAAACAAAAAUUCGUUUUACUAUACUAUGGAUACUCAGCUUGGGGGUAAAGAAAAUGUGUCAUAUUAUCAUUGUACAGAUUUGUUCAUCGGACAAGUUUUAAACGUGUAUGGUCGUUCUGUCGUAUUGUUUGCAUGUGAUGAAUGUACUAAAAGCUUUUAUAAAAAUGUAUACCAAUUAGGUGAAGAAACUUUCAAUCCAAUAGAAGCCCCUAAAACAAUGAAGGAAAUUGAAGAAGAAUUUUUGAAUCAAAAACGAGUAGAAAUAAUUUUGAAGAACUAUGAUGAAGUACUGAGGAAACGUUUGAUUAAAUAUGGAGGUACAGGAAUAAUAUUUGGGUUUCUCAUUAAAAUGAUAACCGAUGAUCCAAUUAAUAGAGGAAGAAAUUUCAUGUUGAAGUAUUAUUUAGAUGACACAGAAUUCGCUAUAUAUGAAUAUAGAGAAACAAAUUCAGGAAUGCGUGGCGGAAUGUUUCGUUCAAAACGUGGGUUUAGUGAAUACCAAAACCAGGCGGAUUUAUUCAUUUUUCAUCAGUUAGCGGUAGGAGUUAAUAUUUGUAUUGACGAAUUCAAGUUUACUAUUGUAGAUAUCGACGAUAAGACAUUGCAAUUCAUGAUCGAUAACCCAAAAGAGUUCUCACACAGUAAUUUGACAACAGCCAGAAGCAAAACGCUUGAACUGAUAAACAAUCGAUUCCAGAGUUUGGACGAAUUUCGAACGAAAUAUUUUCAAGAUCGAGAAUUGGUGGAUAGAGAUGAAUUCAGAAACGUUUUGUCCUUUGAAGGAGAACUUAAUCCUCAUAUUGGAGUUGUACUUGCACUAAAGUACAAACGCCCAGAUCCAUAUGAACCUUUUACAGAUAAUGUACUAAGAAGCGCAGUACAAGACGCAAUGAGAAAAGGCGGUUUUAUACACUUUGACGGUUUAAAAAAUAAUUUUAGAUCAAGAAAAUCGAGAUCUGACCAAGCAGGAUACAUUGUAUGUAGUGAAGUAAUUAAAGCGAUGAAAAGCAAUAAAGUCCCGUUGAAUGAGGAAAUAACUAAUAUUAUCGUUAAUAAAUUCACAGAUACAAAAAACGGCUGUACUGUAAACUUCGAAGACAUGGUGGAAUUCAUAGAUUAUGUAAAAAAUCCGGUGGAACCUCCAUCUAGAUUGGCCAGAGAACUGUUGUUCGUGAAAUCCAAAAAGGUUUUGGUUCGAGUGAACGAGUUCAUAGAUGACCUGCGGUCGGAAGCGUAA